AUGGAUCCGUGCUCAUCGUGCUCUACUCCUCGCCAGAGAGAAAUGCUCGCUUCCACCGCACUGGUUGGCGAUCCGGUAAACCGAACAGAUUGAAAAAGGAUUAAUAAUCCACAAAGCUCAUAUUUUCAGUUCGUACUAAUCAGUAGCGCUCAAAUUGCGGUGGGAAAAGAGGUGACUAUCGGAGAGGAAUCACAAACUGCGGCGGAGCAGAACUAUGAGAAGGUGCUCGAGCAGUUGAAGCCCAGAAUGACGAGUUGGACCGUCGAGGAGAUUAUUGAUGAGCAGAUAGAUGAGCUGAGCAGUCAGAAUGCGGAGCAGGAGCAUGAGCAGCUCAUGACUCCCUCCGAUCCUUUUGACUGUUUCACCAACUGCCAGUACUUUAACAGUAGAACAGUGAGUUCUGAACCACCAUUCCCAGUGUAACUCUAUUGAUAUUUAGGUCGAAAACUUUGUGGCAAAUGUCAAUCCAAUCGAUGAGGAUGAGGACAGCGUGUCUUCUGAAAUUAUAGAUGUGGAGUUUUUCGAUGUGGAAGAAGAGAAAAGGAUGUGGGAGGUGAGUACCGGGUCCAACAAUCAUAGUACUUAUCACUGCAUCUCAGGAGUUGAGAAAAAAUGCUGACAAUCAAAAUGGAGAGGAAAUGGAAGAUGAAGAAGAGGUGGAGGAUGAGCAGAUGGAAGGAUUUCAGAUCAAACGAAAGCAAGAGGAUCCUUUCGAAGAGCAGGAGGUCGAGGAAAAGAAGAGCAAAUGGGAAACGCCUCGAGAAUCGGUAACUUCCUCAUUCUCACCGUUAGCAAGGCCUUCACGAUUUCAGAGAGAAAUGACAGGCACCCGAACAACGGACAAAGUGGACACUGAGUACACCCAGAGCUUUUACUUCCGAAACGGUUUGAAUUGGGAGGACGCGCCGAGCAACUUGUUCGAGGCUCAAGCCAAGCAGAAUAUGGAGGAUCAGGUGUCGGCUCACGAAUUGCGGAAGGCGUUGGAGAAAGUGUUGGAGGACUCUUCCAAGGAGCCACAGGAGGAGCUAGGUUUCUCUGUUGAGCACACUUCGGAGCUGGAUACAGUGGAACAGCAUAGCAAUCAGAGCCAUCAGUCAGAUGAGACUCAGAUGUCGGUUCAACAUCUCAUUCUCCCAGUUUUCCGCCCAACACUCAGACUGGCUAUUCAAGAAACUGUGCCAUUACCGGUGUGGCACGAUAGCUCCACGGACAAAACGGAUGAAGACGACAACCGGUCGGUCAUCUGCCUAGAUCCAGAGAGUCCUAAAGUUCCGGAGCCUCCGAUCUUGAGCGGGCUGUUUCCACCUUUCCAGGAGGACCGCUCCCAACCGAAUGUGUUCUCCUUCCCAAUUGCACCUCCGAUUGCUCCAGUUCCUUUGUCGGCCAUCGGAAUUGCUGCUCCCUAUCUGCCAAAUCCAUACAUGCCACCGUUGACAUUCCUACCCGAUUAUAUGAACUGUAGGCGUGAAACUGGGAAUACCUUCAAUUUGCUUUCAAUUUGCAGACAACCCGGUCUUCCCUCCGUACAACAAUCCGUUCUGGAACCCGACAAUGUUUCCACAAUAUCAUCAAUCCCAGUGA
This is a messenger RNA of Caenorhabditis sp. 36 PRJEB53466, 1581 nucleotides long. The record is from the annotation of a GenBank genome assembly. Lineage: Eukaryota; Metazoa; Nematoda; Chromadorea; Rhabditida; Rhabditidae.